This is a messenger RNA of Vicia faba (fava bean), 291 nucleotides long. Lineage: Eukaryota; Viridiplantae; Streptophyta; Magnoliopsida; Fabales; Fabaceae. The record is from the annotation of a GenBank genome assembly.
AUGUCUAUCCACAAUGACAAUUUGUUGAAGGAUUUUGAGGAUAUUUCUAAGCAGUUGAUUUUUCAUUUUAAGGAAAAUUUCACUACCGAAAAUAAUUGCUUGGAUAAUUGUUUAGUUGAGGAAACCAUUCCUAGCCUUGUUUAUGGACAAGACAAUAAUAUGCUUACUAGCAUUUCCAAUAAAGACGAGGUGAGGAAUGCCAUUUUUGCCAUGAACACUGAUGGAGAUCCAAGAUCAGAUGGGUUUGGUGCUAAUGGCUAUUCAGUAUUUUUGGGACAUUUUCGGCAAUGA